CUGCUUGCUUACGUGUUUCAGUUAUGGAGAAUGCAGAGCUUUCAAUUGUUGAAAUAGUUUGCAAAUUAGAGAAGAUUUUUCCUCCAGCAUUCUUUAAUGUGAUGGAGCAUUUAGUUGUGCAUCUCCCAUAUGAAGCUAAGGUUGGAGGACCUGUGCAGUAUAGGUGGAUGUAUCCAUUUGAGAGGUGUAUGUUAUAUUUGAAAAGAAAGGCUCGAAACAAAGCCAGAGUUGAAGGAUCUAUUUGUGAAGCAUAUAAUUUAGAAGAGGUUUCCAAUUUUGCUUCGAUGUAUUUUGAUCCCAAAUUGCAAACAAGGCACACUAAAGUUCCUCGAAAUGAUGAUGGUGGGCAGUGUAUGAUUGAUGAAUGCUUGUCUAUUUUUAAAUAUCCUUGUCGUCCUAUUGGAAAAGGUAAAAAAAGAUUCUUGACAGAUGGUGAGUAUCAAAUUGCAGAGACUUAUGUGCUUGUAAAUUGCAAAGAAGUUGAACCAUUUCUCCAACAAUUUGAGGACUCGCUAAGGCAAUCCAACCUUGGUAUCACCGAUGAUCAAAUAUUAGAACUUCGGGACAGGGACUUCAGUCGUUGGAUACAACAACAAGUAAGUGACGGCCAAGUUAAGGAUCAAUUGAUUCGGCAAAUGAGUUAUGGUCCACUGAAAUCAGUGACUUGUUAUAAUGGCAUAAUAGUUAAUGGAUAUCGAUUUCACACUAAGCAGAAUGGUCAAAAUAAAGCUACAAACAACAGUGGAGUAUGUGUUCGAGGAAGCAUAUAUGGUGAGCAUGAUAUAGACUAUUAUGGCAUUAUUGAAGAGAUAUUAGAAUUGUCAUAUAUAGGAGCUCAAAACAAGGUACUUCUUUUACGGUGUCAUUGGUUUGACCCAAUUAAUGGAGUUAAGGUAGAUGAGAGAUAUGGGUUAGUUGACGUUAAACCCAAAUCAAGGCUUAACUCAAAUGAGCCCUUUGUCUUAGCUUCACAGGCACAACAAGUGUACUAUACAAUGUACCCACAAAGCAAUGUUAGGGGUAGUAGUGAUUGGUGGGCAGCUUGCAAAGUUAGACGAAAACUCUUCGUAGCUGAGAGCUUCAAUGAUGAGCAACUUGAUUUGAAUGAGCUGGAUGCUAGUGAUUAUUAUCAAGAUGAUGGAUCCUUUGGAACAAGCAAUGUUGUCAUAGAAGAUGAAGAAUUUUCUUUAUUUGAUGCAAAUUCCCCAAUGGAAGAUGUGGAUAUAAAUGAUAUACAUAAGUCAAAGAGUGCUCCACUUACUGACCAAUUCAUCGAUGACAAUGAAUACAGUGUCAAUAAUGAAUACUUAGAUGAAGAUGUGGACAAACAAUGAGUUUUUGUUUCAUUGUGUAUUUAUUUUGAUAUAAACAGUGUAUUUAUUUUUUGUUUCAUUGUGUAUUUAAUUUCCAUCCAAUUCAUGUUACAAAAUGGACUUUUUUUACUUAUUAACAAAAACAAGAACAAGUUGUAUCUAGAUAUAAUAACAUGACAAUCCGAGGUAGAGGAAGUGGACUUGGUCGAGGGAGAGGUCGUAAUCCACCUCAGCAUUCCCCAGGUAUAUAUGUCCCUUUAGUACAAUUCUAGUUACUGCAUCAGAUUUUUAAUACAAUUCUAGUUACUGC
Messenger RNA from Trifolium pratense (red clover), 1623 nucleotides. RefSeq lists its product as uncharacterized. Lineage: Eukaryota; Viridiplantae; Streptophyta; Magnoliopsida; Fabales; Fabaceae. The transcript is spliced from 3 exons. The record is from RefSeq and is a predicted model, not a curated record. Bases 24 to 1334 code for a protein of 436 amino acids.